Molecule: messenger RNA, 1656 nt
Organism: Recurvomyces mirabilis
Lineage: Eukaryota; Fungi; Ascomycota; Dothideomycetes; Mycosphaerellales; Teratosphaeriaceae
Exons: 2
Coding region: 1-1656 (551 amino acids)
Biological process (GO): iron ion transport; copper ion import; intracellular iron ion homeostasis
Cellular component (GO): plasma membrane
Molecular function (GO): ferric-chelate reductase activity
Source: RefSeq, a predicted model, not a curated record
AUGUUCGUCCACUGCAACGAUAUAAAGAUCUGGAGGCUCGAGAAGUUCUGGGAACAAAAUGUCGCGGGGCGGCAUGCUCGGCAGCCUCAACCUAAGGAGUCGUAUCAGGAGACACUGGCAAGUAUCGAAGACCCACCUAAAAGUAUAAGACCAUCCGACACAACACUCGUAAGCCCAAGCCAAGUGGAUGAAGCAACAUACCGGGGCCUCUACAACGCCGAGUCCUCUUUCACCAAGUCCGAGGUUCAACACGAGCAAUACGGGGGUCAAGCACUAUUCAUCGCAUAUCUUCUUGCGAUCAACGUUAUUCUAUCAGCCGUCAAUCAUCAUUCCAAGCAGCCAAACAGCUGGUAUGCUACUGAAGGAAUCGAGAUCUGCACGUAUGUGGCCAAUCGUCUUGGAGUCCUAAGUUUUGCCAAUAUUGCGACUUCUAUUCUGUUUGCUGGCCGGAACAACAUUCUGCUAUGGAUCACUAACUGGUCUCACUCCACUUUCCUCUUGCUACACCGCUGGGUUGCUUUCAUUAGCCUCCUCCAAGCAUGCCUCCAUUCGGCAAUCUACCUCCAGAUAUACACAUCGGACGCCGGAUAUGAUUACUCCAGCGAGUCCAAGGUGCCUUAUUGGUAUUGGGGAAUCGUCGCGACCCUGGUGAUGGCAUUGUUAGUCCCGACGCCCAUCCUUCCUGUGAGAAAAAAGCUCUACGAGCUGUUCUUAAGCGGGCAUAUUAUGCUCUCCCUCUUGGCGCUUACUGGGUGCUACCUACACAUAUACCUUCGAUUUGAUCAUCAGUGGGGCUAUGAAGUGUGGAUCUACAUUGCCUUCGCGUUCUGGGCAUUUGAUAGGUUGAUGAGAAUAGUCAGGAUGGUCAAGAACGGCGUGCGUAAGGGGCACAUCACGGUCGUUGAUGAAGAUUAUAUCAGACUGGAAGUUCCCGGUGUGUUUGCAUCGGGCCAAGUCUACCUCUACUUUCCGUCAUUGACGUGGCGCUUCUGGGAGAACCAUCCGUUUUCCGUAGCUGCGGGCCUUCUCGAUCAAGAUCCUCGGCUUCCCCCACAACAAUACACUAUGGAUUUAGAAAAAGCACCAGCACAACAUUCGCAGCCAGCAGUAUACGAGCCUCCGCCAACCGCAAACCACCGUCACGAGACCGGCCUGACGUUUUUCAUUCGCGCCCGAAGUGGCCUUACCGCUCUGUUACGACAUCAAAAGCAGCUGCCCGUGCUUGUGGAAUCAUCCUAUGGUCGAAGCGUGUUCAACACGCACGGCUUCGGUUGCCUGGCUUCAUAUCCUAAUCUUGUCUGCAUUGUUGGAGGAGUUGGAAUCACGGCAGUGCUUCCCCUCCUCGCCGAGCACGUCGGGCAUAAAAAGCUCUACUGGGGCGUCAGGGGACCGAAUCUCGUUAAUGCAAUUAGUCAGAUCUCAGGAGGCGAGUCAGUUGCGAACGUGGAUGCGGAAAUCGUAGAGGGCAGAAGGCUGGAUUUGCGGGCUAUUCUUGAGAGCGAGCUCUCUCUUCAAUCGAACGCAGGCAGUGGCACAGCUGUAGUGGUCAGUGGCCCGCGGAGUAUGGCAGACGAGGCAAGACGGAUUGUUUCUCGACUCGCAUCGAAAAACAAGACUGCCGCCAUUGGCUUCUUUGAAGAGACCUAUGGCUGGUAG